Molecule: messenger RNA, 879 nt
Organism: Macrosiphum euphorbiae (potato aphid)
Lineage: Eukaryota; Metazoa; Arthropoda; Insecta; Hemiptera; Aphididae
Source: the annotation of a GenBank genome assembly
AUGCGUACCACUCCAACCCCUGUUGUCGUGGAUAGUGAUCGGCCAAACGGAAAACGACCUGGACUACCGAUCACCAUUUUCAAUAAACAGUUUAACGCUUUGCUUGACUCAGGUACCGCCAUCUCCGCCAUUUCUGAAGAAAUAUUUGCGAACAUCAAACGAAGCAUUCCGGAAGGAGAAUGUUUAUCGACUUUACCAGUCACCGGAGUGACAAUAUCGACUGCUGUUCGAGGUCGUAGUCGAAAAGUUACAACACAGGUCCUCAUACCAUUUUCCGUUUCCGGGCAUAUCACUGAUUGCAUCUGCCUUGCUGUUCCUCACCUUGCAACCUCGAUCAUACUAGGAGAUGACUGGUUAACCCAGAAUCAAGUCUGUCUCGAUUACUCCACACGGUUGUCAUCUUUCCCAAGAUGGGGUCUUGAUGUACCAUUUUCGGCUACUCAAGAAGAAUUAGUGAAUCCGAUAAAUGCGUUCUUCACUAUGUCGAUAUCCCCAGAAGACUGUGUUCGAACAGUCUCCGAACAUUGUAUAUCUAGUAUUGAAAUGAUAUAUCAACAACUUCACUCACCGAACAGUCACAAUGUCGUAGCUAGUCUACAGAUUAUACCCAAUGAUGAUCUAGAACCAUUCGGCAACAUAACGGACCAUCUCUCAUCCGUUAUAGCCCCCUCUCCAGAACAAUUUGAGAAAAUGUUGGACCUUUUUCAUGAGUAUCAUCAAAUUUUUCGGACACGACCCGGUUUGAAUUCAUUAUACACCUGUCGUUUCAACACCACAGAAGAUGUACCAUUCAAAAUACGUCCCUAUCCAGUGCCUUUCGCUCGUCGUCCAGCCGUUCAAAAAGAACUAGCCCAUAUGUUGAACUGGGGGGGGGGGUGA